AUGCUCAACAAGCGAAAAUAAUUAAUAGCUGGAUUCAACUAGGAUUUAGUAGAGGAUAUUGAAGAGAAUACUAACUUUCUGGUUGCUAAAAGAAAAAACAGAAUCCGUAAAGGUAAAAGUCUGAAGGAUAAAUAUCUCUAUCAUACUAUUGGAGAUGGAUUUGUCAAGGGUGGGAUCAUUAUAGAUGGAUCUGAAUAAUAAGAAUAAAUAUCCUUGAAUAAUACUAAUAUGAACAUGAACAAAACUCUUUAGAUUUCAGAAACAAUCUCUAAUCAUAUGUACAAUUAGUAAGAUGGUAAAAAUGUGAUAUUAAACAAUACGAUUGGUGAUGAAUAGCAUAAUACAUAAAAUAGUGCUAUGGUUAGAAGAAAUAGCUCUUCUUUAAACUAUAGACGACCUUCCACAGCUCACAGGGAAGAUUCAUUCAUUUACUAGUCAAAAGCUCCAAGGAUUCAAUUUAACAAGAAAAUUCAGCAGUAAUAGGAUGAUAUUAUUGCUUAGCUUAAUCAGUAGCCGUAGACCAUUUAGUAGCCUCUCUAAGAUGAAAAUUUAAAAAGUAGAAAUAUUUAGACAUCCUAAGGGUUUAGAGCAACGAGCUAAAUAAAUCAGAAUGUUUCUACUAUGUCAACUUAAUAGAAAAUGCCUUUGUCGUAAAGAGGUAUUCCUAUUAGAGGCUUUAAUAAUACUUUUGGUACAGUUAAGGGACCUUAAAAGAAUUUAAAUAACAAUGAAUUUAUUGCAAUGAUAAAAAAUAGAGGAGAAUAUAGAAGAGAUAAAAUGGUAAAGAAGCUGACCAAUCAAUUCAUUCACUCUGUAUAACCAAUGAAAGAUGAGAAUUAGUAAAAUAAACAAGCACUGCUAUUUCCAAUUACUAGAUCAAUAGUAACUUGCAAUAAAUCAGCAACUAAGCAAAGAGAUAUCAAGUUAGAAUUAGAUAAGGAUCCUGGUAGCCCUUUCUGCCAUCCAAUGUAAAAAUAUCAAAGCAGGCCAUAAUCACAGAAUGCUUUUGCAAGACCUUCUUAUGCAAGAAGAGAAAGUAUGAAAUAUAUGGGUAGUGCAUAGAUUGAAAUUCACAAAGUUUCUAAGUUUGCUGCUUAAACUUGA
Stylonychia lemnae is the source of this 1104-nucleotide messenger RNA. NCBI's taxonomy places the organism in Eukaryota, Ciliophora, Spirotrichea, Sporadotrichida, Oxytrichidae. The record is from the annotation of a GenBank genome assembly.